Messenger RNA from Conger conger (European conger), 14012 nucleotides. RefSeq names its product dynein, axonemal, heavy chain 5 (gene dnah5). Gene Ontology annotation, biological process: microtubule-based movement. The transcript has 80 exons. The record is from RefSeq and is a predicted model, not a curated record. The coding region runs from base 1 to 13512 and encodes 4503 amino acids. Gene Ontology annotation, cellular component: dynein complex. NCBI's taxonomy places the organism in Eukaryota, Metazoa, Chordata, Actinopteri, Anguilliformes, Congridae. Gene Ontology annotation, molecular function: dynein light intermediate chain binding; ATP binding; minus-end-directed microtubule motor activity.
AUGUCCCGGGCUUUUAAAAGCCAACUCUGGAAGCAGAGUGUCGCCCGAGUGUUGAAGCAAAAAUUGAAGGAGGAGCGGGAGGCCAAACGCGCCCAGCUGGACGGCAGACAUGACUACGUCCUCAGCAUUGUGGCAUCCUGCCUGGACCUGGAGAAGGCUGAUGUCGAGGAUGCUAUUCUGGAAGGCACACAGAUUGAUCGAAUGGAACACUUCUUUGCUGCUGGAGGACUUUCACACAUCAUGUUCUACUACCAGGAGGUGGAGCCAGCUGAAGCAGGUACAAUGAAGGUCUCAGGAGGGCAUUUAAACCUCAUUAACUCCAAGAUUAAGAAGCCCAAAGUGUUUGUAACAGAGGGCCGUGAUGUGGCUUUGAAUGGAGUGUGUGUGUUUUUCAUACGAGCAAACAUCUCCAAAGCCAUCACCGCAGAGAAUGUACACAGGGAUGUGAACUUUAACAUGCUGGACACCACGGAAGUGGGUCUGUUGAAAAGUGUGGAACAGCUUCUCUCUGAGAUCUUCAUCCCCACACUGAAGAAGAUGCACCAUGGCUGGGGGGAGCUGGCCACCCCCCAGGCCCUGGCAGUCAGGCAGGAUUUUCUCUGCUCCCUGGAGAGCUUUGUGGCAGUGCUCGGAGGGGCACAAGAGAGUCUUAUGGAGAAGGUCACCUUAAAAGAAUGUGACACAUAUGACUUAAAGACCCUUAAAGGACCAUCUGACUACAUGGCUGUCGCUAACAGCACAGAAGCUCUGGAGAAGAUAGAAGCCUGCAUGAAAGUAUGGACCAAACAGAUUGAGCAGGUACUGGCAGAAAGCAAUCAGCUUAGGAAGGAGGCAGAUGACCUGGGCCCACGGGCUGAGCUCGACCACUGGAAAAAGAGAAUGUCCCGCUUCAACUACUUGCUGGACCAGCUGAAGAGUCCUGAUGUGAAGGCAGUGCUGGGAGUCCUUAUGGUAGCCAAGUCCAAACUCAUAAAGUCUUGGCGAGAACUGGACAUCAGAAUCACAGACUCAGCAAAUGAAGCCAAGGAUAAUGUGAAGUACCUGUACACUCUGGAGAAGUUCUGUGACCCAUUGUACAACAGCGACCCUGUCUCCAUGGUAGAGGCAAUCCCUGGGCUCAUCAAUGCCAUCAGGAUGAUUCACAGCAUCUCUCGCUACUACAACACCUCAGAGAAAAUCACCUCCCUUUUUGUGAAAGUUACAAACCAAAUGAUUACAGCAUGCAAGGCCUACAUCACUAACAAUGGCACUGCCACGAUCUGGCAGCAGUCCCAGGAUGUUGUUGCUGUGAAACUAAAGGCUGCUAUCCACUUGAACAAGGAGUACCAGAACUGUUUUCACAAAACAAAACAAAAGCUGGAACAGAAUCCAUCAGAGAGACAGUUUGACUUCAGUGAGAUGUACAUCUUUGGGAAGUUUGAUACUUUUGAAAAGCGCCUCAACAAGAUACUUAGCAUGUUCAGCACCAUCAGCAUAUACUCAGCCCUGCAGGACUCCCAGAUUGAGGGCUUGGAGACCCUGGCUACAAGAUUUCAGGGCAUUGUCUUAACUGUGAAGAAGAAACAGUACAGUUUUCUUGACCAAAGACGGAUGGACUUCGAUCAAGAUUAUGAGGAGUUCUGUAGAAACACCAACGAACUGCAUAAUCAGUUGAGGACUUUCAUGGAAAGCACAUUUGAUAAAAUUCACAAUACAGAAAGAGCCUUGAGUGUGCUGAAGAAAUUUGAAAGACUUGGCAUUCCUGAUCUAGGAAUCAACGAGAAGUACCAGAGAAUUCUUCAGAACUAUGGCAGGGACAUUGAGAUGGUGUCCAGGAUUUACUCCAAGCAGAAAGGCGAUCCACCCAUUGCUCGGGACCUCCCGCCCGUAGCGGGCCGGAUCAUGUGGGCUCGGCAGCUCUUCCGUCGACUGCAGCAGCCCAUGGACCUCUUCCAGGAGCACCCUGGGGCUCUCUCCACGCCAGAGGCCAAGCGCAUCGUCCGUAACUACAAUAGGGUGGCCUCAGUCCUGCUGGAGUAUGAGGUACUCUACCACCGUGGCUGGCUCAGACAGAUCGAGGUGGCCAAAGGAGGCUUGCAGGCCUCUCUGCUGGUCAAGUCCUCAGAGACAGGGGAGCUGUUUGUGAACUUUGACCCCCAGAUCUUGACCCAGAUUCGGGAGACAGAUUGCAUGACGCGGAUGGGGCUAGAGACCCCACCAUUUGCUUCUGUUCUGCAGCAGAAACAGGAUGCCCUCAAGAGGAACUACAACAAACUGCAGCUGGUCCUCACAGAGAACACCAGGGUAAGGGGAAAGAUUCAGCCUGCCUUCCUGCAGCUGGCCACCCCCCACCUGGUCAAAGUGGAUGAUGCCAUCCUACCAGGCUUGACAUCCCUCAACUGGACCUCCAUGAACACAGAAAAGUACAUCAACCGUAUAACGACUGCACUCGGUAAGCUGAUUAACAACCUUGUUAAGUCCACUCUAAAGGAAGAGGCCCAGGAGCUGCUCUCCCAUUUCAACCAUCGCAACCUGGACGCCCUGCUGCGCCUGACACGCAACACCCUGGAGGGCCUGCGCAAGCGCAUCCACGCCUCCUCCCUGCUGCACUUCCUGGCCGACAGCGACUCUCCUGCCCGACAGAAAGGCGGCGGACCGCAGCCCAUCUUCCGGGCCAACAUCUCGCUGUCCAUUCCCAACAUAGUUAUGGUGCCGGUACUGGAUGAGAUCCAGCAGGCUCUGAACCGGGCCGUGGAGUGUGUGGUCUGCGUCAGCAGGGGAGUUGGCCAGUGGAGUAAGGAGAGGAUCUCUAAGGGGAAGAUGUGUGAGAGACGUAUGGCUGCUUUGAGGCAGGACAGCAUUGACAGUGACUCUGAAGAUGGAGAGACCUUCAGGAGCCUGGCCGAUGGCAGUACUUCAGACAUCUCGGCCUCUGUGAACCAGACCAUCCCCUUCCAGUCAAAGAACUACUACAAGAGUGUUUCAGAGAACAAGGAGAUUGUUAAGCUGGUGUCAGUGCUGAGUACCUCAAUCAACUCCACCAGAAAGGAUGUGACGAACGCUCUGGAUCGAUUCAGUCAUUAUCACCACAUCUGGAGGAAGGAUCGGGAUGCCACCAUCCUGGAGUUCAGUCAGGGCAGCCCCCUGCUCUCUGAAUUUGAGUCACAGAUCCUAUACUACAGGGACCUGGAGCUUGAGAUCAAUGCUGAGCCUGAGUUUGUCACUGUGGGAGCCCUGGCUCUCUACACAGCUGACCUGAAAAUGGCUCUGACAGCUGAAACCAAGGGCUGGAUGGUGGACUAUGGUCACCACUGCAACAGGAAGUACAGGACAGAGAUGGAACACAUCUUUAGCUUUGUGGAAGAGGCCAGCAAGAAACUCAACCGUCAGAUCAAGGACCUAGAUGAUAUUCGCAUUGCUAUGGCAGCCCUGAAGGAAAUCAGGGAGCAGCAGAUCACCAUUGAUUUCCAAGUGGGCCCAAUAGAGGAGUCCUACGCCAUGUUGCACAAGUAUGAGCUGUCCGUCGCCAAAGAAGAGGCGGAGCGGGUGGAUACUCUGCGUUAUACAUGGGAGAAGCUUCUGGCCCGAGGCACGGAGGUGCAGAAUGAGCUGGUCUCCCUGCAGCCAAACUUCAGGGGGGAACUCAUCAACAAUGUGCAGACCUUUGUGGAAGACUGCGAUAAUUUCUACCAGGACUACGACAAGGAUGGUCCCAUGGCUGUUGGUCUUGCCCCUCAGGAUGCCAGUGAUAGGCUCAUAAUGUUCCAGAAUCGCUUUGACAACCUAUAUCGUAAAUAUGUCACCUACACUGGGGGAGAGGAACUGUUUGGCCUCUCUGUUACUCAGCACCCUCAGCUACUGGAGAUCAGGAAGCAGCUGACCCUUCUCCAGAAGCUUUAUGGCCUCUACAACAAUGUUAUUGACACGGUCAAUGGAUAUUAUGACAUCCUGUGGGCCGACAUUCACAUUGAGAGGAUCAAUAAUGAGCUUCUAGACUUCCAGACACGGUGCCGAAAGCUCCCUCGUGCCCUGAAAGAGUGGCAAGCCUUCCUAGACUUGAAGAAAACUAUUGACGAAUUCAGUGAGUGCUGCCCCAUAUUGGAGCUGAUGACAAACAAAGCUAUGAUGACACGUCACUGGAAGAGGAUCACAGAGGUGACUAGACACAGUUUUGAGGUGGAGUCAGACACUUUCAAGCUCCGGAAUAUCAUGGAAGCCCCUCUUCUGAAAUGUAAAGAAGAAAUUGAGGACAUUUGCAUCAGUGCAGUCAAAGAGCGAGACAUUGAACAGAAACUGAAGCAGGUGAUUGCAGAGUGGGACAAUAAGACCUUCACCUUUGCCAACUUUAAAACGCGUGGGGAACUGCUGCUACGAGGAGACAGCACUUCUGAGGUCAUCGCCAGUAUGGAGGAUAGUCUGAUGGUGCUGGGCUCUCUCAUGAGUAACAGAUACAACACUCCAUUCAAGGCACAGAUCCAGAAAUGGGUUCAGAACCUUUCCAACACUACAGACAUUAUUGAGAACUGGAUGACUGUUCAGAACCUCUGGAUUUACUUGGAAGCAGUAUUCGUGGGUGGAGACAUAGCCAAACAGCUACCAAAGGAAGCAAAACGGUUCUCUAACAUUGACAAGUCAUGGGUGAAGAUAAUGACUCGUGCACAUGAGAUGCCCAAUGUGGUGCAGUGCUGUGUGGGGGAUGAGACCAUGGGCCAACUGCUGCCCCACCUGCUGGAGCAGCUGGAGAUAUGCCAAAAGUCCCUCACAGGGUACUUGGAGAAGAAACGGCUCAUGUUCCCUCGGUUCUUCUUUGUGUCGGACCCUGCACUCCUGGAGAUCCUGGGCCAGGCAUCGGACUCCCACACCAUCCAAGCACAUCUGCUAAAUAUCUUUGACAACAUAAAGACUGUCCGCUUCCAUGAUAAGAUGUAUGACCGGAUCCUGGCCAUCUCCUCACGGGAGGGGGAAACGGUGGAGCUGGAGCGGCCAGUGACAGCAGAGGGGAACGUGGAGGUUUGGCUGAACGCCCUGCUGAAGGAGUCCCGCCGUUCCCUGCACCUGGUCAUCCGACAGGCUGCCCUUGCCAUUCAAGACUCAGCCUUCCAGCUAAUAGAAUUCCUGGACUCCUUCCCUGCCCAGAUUGGUGUGCUGGGAAUACAGAUGAUCUGGACUAGAGACUCUGAAGAAGCCCUGGCCAAUGCGCGGUAUGACCGUAAGAUCAUGUCGAAGACAAACCAGAGCUUCUUGGAGCUUCUGAACACACUGAUUGACAUGACCACCAAGGACCUUGGCCCAGUGGAGCGGACAAAGUUUGAGACACUCAUCACUAUUCACGUCCAUCAAAGGGACAUCUUCGAUGAUUUGUGCCGGCUUCAUAUCAAAAGCCCCACAGACUUUGAGUGGCUGAAGCAGUGCAGAUUCUACUUUAAUGAGGACUCAGACAAAAUGCUCAUUAACAUCACAGACGUUGGGUUCAUCUACCAGAACGAGUUCUUGGGCUGCACAGACCGGCUGGUCAUCACCCCACUCACUGACAGGUGCUAUAUCACCCUAGCGCAGGCUCUGGGGAUGAGCAUGGGUGGGGCUCCAGCUGGCCCUGCUGGAACGGGCAAAACCGAGACUACCAAGGACAUGGGCCGGUGUCUGGGAAAGUAUGUGGUUGUGUUCAACUGCUCUGACCAGAUGGACUUCCGAGGACUGGGGAGGAUAUUUAAAGGCCUUGCGCAGUCGGGUUCCUGGGGCUGCUUUGAUGAGUUCAACCGCAUCGAACUGCCUGUGCUCUCGGUGGCUGCUCAGCAGAUAGCCAUUGUGCUGACCUGUAAGAAGGAGCGCCGCAAAAACUUCAUCUUCACUGACGGGGACAAUGUGGACAUGAACCCUGAGUUUGGAAUCUUCCUGACCAUGAAUCCAGGCUAUGCGGGUCGUCAGGAGCUCCCUGAGAACCUGAAGAUCAACUUCCGCUCAGUCGCUAUGAUGGUUCCAGACCGACAGAUCAUCAUCCGUGUGAAGCUGGCCAGCUGCGGUUUCAUCGACAACAUAGAGCUGGCGCGAAAGUUCUUCACGCUGUACAAACUGUGUGAGGAGCAGCUGUCUAAGCAGGUACAUUACGACUUUGGACUCCGGAACAUUCUGUCUGUCCUGCGCACCCUGGGAGCGGCGAAGAGAGCCAGCCCCAGUGACACGGAGUCCACCAUCGUCAUGAGGGUGCUGCGGGACAUGAACCUGUCAAAACUGAUUGAUGAGGAUGAGCCCCUGUUCCUGAGCUUGAUUGAGGACCUCUUCCCUGGGAUCCAGCUGGAUAAAGAAGGCUACCCUGCUCUGGAGAAGGCCAUUGACAAACAGGUUGCAGAAGCUGGUCUGAUCAGUCACCCUCCUUGGAAACUGAAGGUUAUACAGCUGUUUGAGACUCAGAGGGUUCGCCAUGGUAUGAUGGCCCUGGGUCCAAGUGGUGCUGGGAAGACCACGUGCAUACACACCUUAAUGCGAGCCAUGACAGACUGUGGCCAGCCCCACAGAGAGAUGCGCAUGAAUCCCAAAGCCAUCACUGCACCCCAGAUGUUUGGCCGCCUUGAUGUGGCCACCAAUGACUGGACAGAUGGUAUUUUUUCCACCUUGUGGAGGAAGACUCUGAGAGCCAAGAAAGGUGAGCACAUCUGGAUUGUCCUAGAUGGCCCUGUGGAUGCAAUCUGGAUUGAGAACCUGAACUCAGUUCUAGACGACAACAGGACCCUAACUCUGGCCAAUGGGGACCGUAUCCCCAUGGCUCCCAACUGCAAGAUCGUCUUUGAGCCCCACAACAUUGACAAUGCCUCUCCAGCCACAGUGUCACGCAAUGGGAUGGUGUUCAUGAGCUCCUCUGUAUUGAACUGGAGCCCCAUCCUGGAGGGCUGGCUGAAGAAGCGCUCGGCGUAUGAAGGAGAUGUGCUGAGAGAGCUGUACUCCACCUCUUUCCCUGAGCUCUACCGCUUCAGCUUGCAGUCCCUGGAGUAUAAGAUGGAUAUGCUGGAGGCCUUUGUGAUCAUGCAGAGCACCAACAUGCUGCAGGGCCUCAUUCCUCCAAAGGAGCAGGGUGGGGAAAUCUCACGGUUACACAUGGAGCGCCUGUAUGUCUUUGCUCUAAUGUGGAGCAUUGGGGCCCUCUUGGAGCUGGAGGACCGCAGGAAACUGGAGAGCUGGCUCCGUAACCAUGACAGUAUUCAGCUUGAUUUGCCUGAGCUGUGUCUGAACAGUGAGGACACCAUAUUCGACUUCCACGUCACUUCAGAGGGUCAGUGGGUCCACUGGAACACGCGGGUGGAGGAGUAUGUGUACCCGGCUGACAGCACACCAGAAUACGGCUCCAUACUGGUGCCCAACGUAGACAACAUCAGAACUGACUUCCUCAUCCAGACCAUCACCAAACAGGGCAAGGCCGUGUUGUUGAUUGGAGAACAGGGUACAGCUAAGACUGUUAUUAUCAAAGCAUUCAUGGGGAAAUAUGACCCAGAGUCCCACAUGGCAAAAAGCCUCAACUUCUCCUCUGCCACCACACCACUCAUGUUUCAGCGUACUAUCGAGAGCUACCUCGUAGACAAAAGAAUGGGGACAACGUAUGGGCCACCAGCUGGGAAGAAGAUGUCCGUAUUUGUAGAUGACAUCAACAUGCCUGUCAUCAAUGAGUGGGGAGAUCAGGUCACCAAUGAGAUAGUACGUCAGCUGAUGGAACAGAGUGGAUUCUUCAACCUGGAGAAACCAGGGGAAUUCACCAACAUUGUGGAUAUUCAGUUUCUGGCAGCCAUGAUCCAUCCUGGGGGUGGACGCAAUGACAUCCCCCAGAGACUGAAGAGGCAGUUCUCCAUCUUCAACUGCACCCUGCCCUCCAACGCUUCCAUCGACAAGAUAUUUGGAGUCAUCGGGACGGGCCACUACUGUUCCCGUCGAGACUUCCCAGAAGAGGUACGCCACAUGGUGGCUAAGCUAGUGCCGCUGACGCGCCGGUUAUGGCAGAUGACCAAGGUUAAAAUGUUGCCCACGCCUGCCAAGUUCCACUAUAUCUUCAAUCUGAGGGACCUGUCCAGGAUCUGGCAGGGCAUGCUCAACACCACCGCUGAGGUGCUCAACUCCCAGGAUGUAGCGCUGCAGCUGUGGAAACAUGAGUGUAAGAGAGUCAUUGCUGACCGCUUCACCAUUCCUGAGGAUGUGGCCUGGUUUGACCAGGCGCUGGCCAACCUGGUGCAGGAGGAGCUUGUAGAAGACUGUAAGGCUGUGGUGGAUUUUGGCGUGGACAGCUACUUUGUGGACUUCCUGCGGGACGCCCCUGAGGCUACAGGUGAGGAGCCAGAGGAUACAGAUUUUGACAUGCCGAAGGUUUAUGAGCCCAUAGAGUCCUUUGGGAGCCUGAUGGACAGACUGGACAUGUUCCUGUCCCACUAUAACGAGACCAUCAGAGGGACAGGAAUGGAUAUGGUGUUCUUCAAAGAUGCCAUGAUACACCUUGUGAAGGUGUCCCGUAUAAUCCGCACCCCGCGGGGAAAUGCCCUCCUGGUUGGAGUGGGAGGUUCGGGCAAACAGAGUUUGACCAGACUGGCAUCGUUCAUUGCCGGGUACAAGACCUUUCAGAUCACAUUGACGCGGUCCUAUAACACAGGAAAUCUGAUGGAUGAUCUUAAGGCUCUGUAUAGGACAGCAGGGCAGCAGGGCAAAGGCAUCAGCUUCAUAUUCACAGAUAACGAGAUCAAGGACGAGGCCUUUCUGGAGUACAUGAAUAAUGUGCUAUCAUCGGGAGAAGUGUCAAACCUGUUUGCCCGAGAUGAGAUGGAUGAAAUUAUCAGUGACCUCAUUCCGGUGAUGAAGCGGGAGUUUCCCCGGCGACCGCCAACCAAUGAGAACCUGCACGAGUACUUCAUGACUCGGGUCCGCCAGAACCUGCAUGUGGUGUUGUGUUUCUCUCCUGUGGGGGAAAAGUUCCGCAACCGGGCCCUGAAGUUCCCAGCCCUGAUUUCAGGCUGCACCAUGGACUGGUUCAGCCGCUGGCCCAAAGAUGCUCUGAUUGCAGUGUCAGAGCACUUCCUCUCCUCCUAUGACAUCGAUUGCUCGUCCGAGGUGAAGGGGGAGGUGGUGCAGUGCAUGGGCUCCUUCCAGGACGGAGUGGCGGAGAAGUGUGCGGACUACUUCCAGAGAUAUCGCCGCUCCACCCAUGUCACGCCAAAGUCCUACCUGUCUUUCAUCCAGGGCUACAAAACCAUCUACAGUGAGAAACGGUCUGAGGUACAGACCCUCGCCAACAGGAUGAACACUGGACUACAGAAGCUGAAGGAGGCCUCUGAGUCAGUGGCUGCCCUCAGCAAGGAGCUGGAGGUGAAGGAGAAGGAGCUGCAGGUCGCCAAUGAGAAGGCUGACAUGGUGCUGAAGGAGGUGACAGUGAAGGCUCAGGCAGCGGAGAGGGUAAAGCUGGAGGUUCAGAAAGUGAAAGAUAAAGCCCAGGCUAUUGUGGACAGCAUCUCUGCAGACAAGGCCAUCGCUGAGGAGAAGCUGGAGGCGGCCCGCCCUGCCCUGGAAGAGGCAGAGGCAGCCCUACAGACGAUUAAGCCGUCGGACAUCGCCACGGUACGCACGCUGGGGCGCCCCCCCCACCUGAUCAUGCGCAUCAUGGACUGCGUGCUGCUGCUGUUCCAGCGGCGGGUCAACACGGUCAAGAUGGACCCUGAGAAGAGCUGCACCACCCCCUCCUGGCAGGAGUCCCUCAAACUCAUGACCGCAGGGAACUUUUUGGGGAGUCUACAGCAAUUCCCGAAAGAUACCAUCAAUGAGGAGGUUGUGGAUCUCCUCAGUCCCUACUUUGACAUGGCUGACUACAACAUUGAAACGGCCAGGCGUGUGUGUGGGAACGUGGCUGGACUGUGCUCUUGGACCAAAGCAAUGGCCUCAUUCUUCUCCAUCAACAAGGAGGUGCUUCCGCUAAAGGCUAAUUUGGCAGUGCAAGAGAACAGAUUGGCCAUUGCUAACACCGAUCUGCAAACAGCACAAGCAGAGUUGGAUGACAAACAAAAGGAGCUGGAUGUGGUUCAGGCCGAAUAUGAGACAGCUAUGAUGGAGAAGCAAACUCUGAUGGAGGACGCGGAGCGCUGCAGGCACAAGAUGCAGACGGCGUCCAGCCUCAUCAGCGGCCUGGCUGGGGAGAAGGAGCGCUGGACAGAGCAGAGCAAGGAGUUCGCUGCCCAGACCAAGCGCCUCGUCGGUGAUGUCCUGCUGGCUACUGCAUUUCUGUCCUACUCUGGUCCCUUCAACCAGGAGUUCCGUAACCUGCUGCUCUCCGACUGGCAGCGGGAGAUGAAGACGAGGCGUAUCCCAUUUGGAAACAACCUGAAUCUGACAGAGCUGCUGAUAGACGCUCCCACGAUCGGCGAAUGGAACCUGCAGGGACUGCCCAACGAUGACCUAUCCAUUCAGAAUGGAGUCAUUGUCACCAAAGCUGCCCGAUUCCCCUUGCUUAUUGACCCUCAGACACAGGGCAAGAUCUGGAUCAAAAACAAGGAGGCCAGGAAUGAGCUGCAGAUCACUUCCCUGAAUCACAAGUACUUCAGGAACCAUCUGGAGGACAGCCUGUCUCUUGGGCGCCCCCUGCUGAUUGAGGACGUGGAGGAAGAGUUGGACCCAGCACUGGACAAUGUGCUUGAGAAGAACUUCAUUAAGACCGGUUCUACCUACAAGGUGAAGGUAGGAGACAAGGAGGUGGAUGUGAUGAGUGGGUUCCGCCUGUAUGUUACCACUAAACUCCCCAACCCGGCAUACACACCUGAAAUCAGCGCCCGGACGUCCAUCAUCGAUUUCACCGUCACCAUGAGGGGCCUGGAAGAUCAAUUGCUCGGCCGGGUCAUCCUGACAGAGAAACAGGAGCUGGAGAAGGAGCGGACAGACCUUCUGGAGGAUGUGACGACCAACAAGCGCAAGAUGAAGGAGCUGGAGGACAACUUGCUGCUCCGGCUGAGCAGCACAGAGGGCUCGCUGGUGGACGACCAGAGUCUGAUCGUCGUCCUGGGCAACACCAAGCGCACGGCCGAGGAGGUUACGCUGAAGCUGCAGAUUGCCACGGAGACGGAGGUCCAGAUCAACGCUGCUCGAGAAGAGUACCGGCCUGUGGCCACCAGGGGCAGCAUCCUAUAUUUCCUGAUUACUGAGAUGAGCAUGGUCAAUGUCAUGUACCAGACCUCCCUUCGUCAGUUCCUGGGCCUCUUUGAUCUCUCCCUGGCCAGGUCGUUAAAAAGCCCAAUUACGAGUAAGCGGAUAGCAAACAUCAUAGAGUACAUGACCUUUGAGGUGCACAGGUAUGCUGCCCGGGGCCUUUAUGAGGAACACAAGUUUCUCUUCACUCUCCUUCUGACAUUGAAGAUCGAUAUGCAGAGCAACCGCGUGAAACACGACGAGUUCCUGACCCUCAUCAAAGGCGGUGCCUCUCUGGAUCUGAAAGCCUGCUCUCCUAAACCUGCCAAGUGGAUUUUGGACAUGACCUGGCUGAACUUGGUGGAGCUCAGCAAACUCUGGCAGUUCUCUGACAUUCUAAAUCAGAUCGGCAGGAAUGAGAAGCAGUGGAAGACUUGGUUUGAUAAAGAGGCCCCAGAGGAGGAAGUCAUCCCAAGUGCUUAUGACCAAGGCCUGGACUGCUUCCGUCGCCUGCUCCUCAUCCGCUCCUGGUGCCCUGACAGGACCAUCGCUCAGGCUCGGAAGUACAUCAUGGACUCGAUGGGGGAGCGAUAUGCGGAGGGUGUGGUUCUUGACCUGGAAAAAACGUGGGAGGAGUCAGACCCCCGGACCCCUCUGAUCUGCUUCCUGUCCAUGGGCUCUGACCCCACAGAUUCAAUCAUCGCACUGGGGAAGAGGCAGAAGAUUGACACCCGCUAUGUGUCCAUGGGCCAAGGGCAGGAGGUCCAUGCCCGCAAACUUCUGCAGCAGAGCAUGGCUAAUGGAGGCUGGGCCCUGCUGCAGAACUGUCACUUGGGACUGGACUUUCUGGAUGAGCUGAUGGAUACUGUCACGGAGACUGACUCAGUCCACGAGACCUUCCGUUUGUGGAUGACCACCGAAGUCCACAAGAACUUUCCCAUUACUCUGCUGCAAAUGUCAAUCAAAUUCACCAAUGAGCCCCCGCAGGGACUAAAGGCGGGACUAAAGAGAACAUAUGGAGGCAUUAACCAGGACCUCCUGGACGUCAGCAACAUGGUUCAGUGGAGGCCGAUGCUGUACGCUGUGGCCUUCCUUCACUCCACAGUCCAGGAGAGGAGAAAGUAUGGAUCCCUGGGCUGGAACAUCCCCUAUGAGUUUAACCAGGCUGAUUUCAACGCCACGGUGCAAUUUGUGCAGAACCACCUGGACGACAUGGACAUCAAGAAGGGUGUGUCUUGGUACACGGUGCGCUACAUGAUCGGAGAGAUUCAGUACGGAGGAAGAGUGACUGAUGACUAUGACAAACGUCUCCUGAACACAUUUGCGAAGGUCUGGUUCAGUGAGAACAUGUUCGCGGGGGACUUUGUCUUCUACAAGGGCUACAGCAUACCCAAGUGCAACAAUGUGGACCAGUACCUCCUGUACAUCCAGGGUCUACCUGCUUACGACACCCCAGAAGUGUUUGGCCUGCACCCCAAUGCUGACAUCACCCACCAGAGCAAACUGGCCAAAGAUGUGCUGGACACCAUCCUCAGCAUCCAGCCCAAAGACAGCUCCAGCGGGGGAGGGGAGACCCGGGAGGCCGUGGUCGGCCGACUGGCAGACGACAUGCUGGACAAACUUCCAGCGGACUAUGUUCCCUUUGAGGUGAAGGAGAGGCUGCGGAGGAUGGGCGCCCUCCAGCCCAUGAACAUCUUCCUGCGGCAGGAGAUCGACAGGAUGCAGCGGGUCAUCGCUCUGGUCAGGAACACCCUGACCGACCUGAAGCUGGCCAUCGACGGCACCAUCAUCAUGAGCGAGAGUCUGCGUGACGCUCUGGACUGCAUGUACGACGCACGCAUCCCCGCGCGCUGGAAGAGGGCAUCUUGGGCCUCCAGUACCCUGGGGUUCUGGUUUACUGAACUGCUGGAGAGGAACCGGCAGUUCCAAGCCUGGAUUUCUGAAGGAAGACCACACUGCUUCUGGAUGACUGGCUUCUUCAAUCCACAGGGCUUCCUGACAGCCAUGAGACAGGAAAUCACACGCGCUAACAAGGGCUGGGCGCUGGACCGCAUGGUGCUGUGUAAUGAGGUCACCAAAUGGAUGAAGGACGACAUCACCCAGCCCCCUGCGGAGGGCGUGUAUGUGUACGGCCUGUACCUGGAAGGUGCCGGCUGGGAUCGCAGGAACUGCAAACUCAUCGAGUCCAAACCCAAAGUCCUGUUCGAGAUGAUGCCUGUUAUCAGGAUGUAUGCAGAGAACAAUGGUGUUAAAGAUCCCCGCUUGUACUCCUGUCCCAUAUACAAGAAACCUGUGCGGACAGACCUGAAUUAUAUCGCUGCUGUCGAUCUGCGCACCGCAGCAACGCCAGAACACUGGAUCCUGCGGGGAGUGGCACUGUUGUGUGAUGUCAAAUGAGCUCCCAAAGACACGCAGAGCAAGUUUACACCAGUUGGAAUGGUGAUUUUCUGCAUCACCCAGACUAGCUCUACUGGUCUCCUGGGAAGAAAGGAUUCUUGUAAUUUAAGAAAACUAUUACCAUAUACCAUACUGUACUAAACGUGUAUUAUUUUGAAGAUUUUUAUUUUAUAUUCUAGACAAAUGUUAUAGUAACUGUAAAGCUAAAAAAAUAAAUUUUAAACUGUUCAUGAAUGUGUUAUAGUGUUUCUGCUGUAUCAAGUUUGAUUUGGCACAGUUCCUUUUUUAAAUGUCGGAAACAAACAGACAGUUUGGUUUUCCCAGUAGACUGUAAAAGUUGAGAUGCAGCUAAGAUGUGACCAGUGAUGCAUGAGCACCUGCUCUGAAAAGUAUAUCUCACAGUUUAACAGAAGCACAAAGCUUUGAUUUAAUAGAAUACAUUUAACUCUUGGCUGAGUUCACAAAAUAUUUUGCAUACAGUUUCUGUAAAUAUGGUCAUU